Adineta steineri is the source of this 846-nucleotide messenger RNA. NCBI's taxonomy places the organism in Eukaryota, Metazoa, Rotifera, Eurotatoria, Adinetida, Adinetidae. The record is from the annotation of a GenBank genome assembly.
AUGAUUUUAACACCUAUACUUCUAUUAAAUAUGUUAAUUGCUUCUAUGGGUAAUACAUAUCAACGUAUUAUUACAGUUAGUGAAAGAGAACGUACUCGACAAUGGGCUCAACUUGUCUUAACAAUUGAAAGAUCAUGUUCACCAAAAGAACGAUUUGCUUAUCAAGGUGUAUAUGCUAUUGGUGCUGAUGAUAAACGAGAUUUAAUGGUUAUUAAACGUGCUGCCAAAAGUAAAGCAGCUCAACGUAAAGGAGCAAUUAGUAAUUGGAAACGAGUUGGUAAACUUGUUCUAUUUCUAUUAAAAGAACAACAAACAACAGCUGAACAUGUUCGUCUUCGUCGUGUAUCUCAUCAAUCCGUUGUUCUUAAACCUAAAGCACAAUUUGAUCAUAUGCUUGAAACUCUUGCAUGGGAACGUGAUAUUGAUUUAUCCGGACCAAAUCAAAAUCUUAAUUUAGCUUCAACACAAAAUACAAUCGAUUUAAAUUCAAUUGAUUAUCAUGCACCACCACCACAAUUUGUUAGCGAUGAAUAUCCAACACCAUCAUCUGUUCCACAACAAUUAUUUGGCGAUCGUAAACCAGUAUGGCGUUCGGAAUUAUCUGAAUUACGUUCUCGACCAUCAUUUAUUGAUUUUGAAGAUUUAGAAAUCUUUCGAAAUAAACGACCAUUAACAACAGCACGACAACCAAUUCGAAGAAUUUCAAUGAUGCCUGUUGAUGCUGAUGGUUAUAAAGAUUUACUUUUAGAUUUUGAUAAUAAAAAUAAACAAUCAAAAGCAUAUAUGUCACGUGGUACAUCAAAUAUAAGUAUUAAAUCAAAAAUUAGUGAAACAACAAUGUGUUAA